Messenger RNA from Culex pipiens pallens (northern house mosquito), 873 nucleotides. RefSeq names its product hatching enzyme 1.2-like. Gene Ontology annotation, molecular function: metalloendopeptidase activity; zinc ion binding. The transcript has 3 exons. Bases 21 to 830 code for a protein of 269 amino acids. Gene Ontology annotation, biological process: proteolysis. The record is from RefSeq and is a predicted model, not a curated record. NCBI's taxonomy places the organism in Eukaryota, Metazoa, Arthropoda, Insecta, Diptera, Culicidae.
ACGCAGUUAGUGUAGUGAAGAUGCUUCUCAAGAUUGUUCCGUUGGCGGUGGCGUUCGUGGUUGUGGUUCUGGCCGAGGAAGAAUUCGACUUUGAUUUGUCACAGUUUGGUGAGGGGUUGUACGAACGGAAGCAGUCGGAGAAGCAGCUGGUGGGGCCUUCGGACGAGGAUGAUGAGGUGAACCCGGAAGAGUUGGGCAGUUUCGCCGAAGGGGACAUUUAUCAGCCGUUGGUCCUGAAGAACUCGUACAAGUUCAAGAGCAAACGCUGGAAGAACGCAGUGGUUCCGUACGAAAUAAGUGAAGAGUUUAACAUCUUCGACGUGCUCAAGAUCCAGGAGGCGUUCAAUACGUUCAAGCAGAAAAGCUGUGUGCGGUUUGUGCCGCGUGACUCCCAGCGGGAUUACAUCUCGAUCGAGGGGUCUUGGAAUGGGUGUUGGUCAACGGUGGGUCGGGCCGGUGGCAAACAGAUCCUGAACCUGCAGAGCAGUUCGUGUCUUAAGCGUGCGGGGACGAUUCUUCACGAGCUGAUGCACGUGUUGGGAUUUUUUCACGAGCACACCCGCUACGAUCGCGAUCGGUACGUCAACGUGAACAUGCAGAACGUGAAGCCGGACUCGGUGACUAACUUCAAGAAGGAUCGCCAAGAUCGAGCGACGACAUACGGGAUUGGUUACGACCUGGGGAGUGUUAUGCACUAUUCGACGAUGGCAUUCAGUCGGAACGGAAGUCCCACAAUCGUGCCGAAGAUAAAAUACCCGGAGAAAAUUGGCCAACGGAAUGGAUUCUCCACCAAAGAUAUUCAAAGCAUCAACAAAAUGUACUGUUCCUAACGAACGUUUGGGACCAUCCAUAAACCACGCGGACACAUUUUUU